Messenger RNA from Hevea brasiliensis (rubber tree), 1566 nucleotides. RefSeq lists its product as uncharacterized. Bases 468 to 1115 code for a protein of 215 amino acids. Lineage: Eukaryota; Viridiplantae; Streptophyta; Magnoliopsida; Malpighiales; Euphorbiaceae. The transcript is spliced from 6 exons. The record is from RefSeq and is a predicted model, not a curated record.
GCUCAUUAAACACUCAUCCUAUAUAAGAAGCAGUGGAACACCCUCCAUUUUUCAAUUCCUCUGUUUUCUGUAAACACCAAAGCAUGGUCAGCUUCCCUUCUGAUUCUCAUCAGUUCCCAUUUGAAAAGAAUUGAAUUCUUAUCAUUCAAGAAAUUCAACAGAACAGGAAAGAAAAGGGGAAAAAGCAAAUCAUCCUGCCUCUCUGAACAAGACAAAGUACAGAGUAGUUAAAAGUCAGCUCAUCUACAACUUCUGUUGUAACAAGAAAAGCCAUCGCUGCACAUGAUUUCAUUUUUGGUGGAAGACGAUUCAACACCAACUCAUAAGAAAGAAAAAAUAACUCUUCUUGGUUAGCUCUUUCUUCUGCUAAUUGCUAAGGCGGUGGAAAAGCGAUUGCCCCAUUGCGUACGGAUCUGUAGUCAUCCAUACACUUUCCGUUUGUUCUUUUUCUCUUUUCCUGGAAACUUAUGGAAAUGGCGGAUAAUCCAAAGUUGGAUUUGGCUUCUUGUCGCUGUGAGGCUGGAGGAUUAGAAGAAAACAUGGGAACCCAGAAAAUUUCUGCUUUGGAUCACAUAAAUGGAUUUCAAUACGCAACGGAGAAAUCUGAUAGCUUUGUUAUUGACAUGGAAAGCUUCUCCCAUGGCAGCAAUAAUAAAGAUAUCAACCCAAAUUCAAGAAUUACACUGCAGAGAAGCCUUUCCAGAAAAGGGUCUGUGCGCAGCGGCAGUGGCGGCGGAGGUGGCAGCGACAAGAAGAUUAAUUCUAAUCCUUCUCCUAAUGACAGAGACACUAUUGCUGCUGCCUCCUCACCAAGAGGGCCUAGCAUGCCUGAAAAGCCCUCGCUGGUAGCGGUUGGGACCACUGAUCAUUCCAGUAACCCACAAGUUCAUCAUCAUAUCACCAUUACUACUGCUAGUGGCAAACUGAAUCCUUCCACAGAAAGCAGAUGCACCAUCAGGAGAAACAGUUUCAAGCGUCCUCCUUCUUCAUGGGCAAUUGAUCCCAAAAGGGUUCUUUUCUUUUUUGCCACCCUAUCAAGCAUGGGAACAAUAUUGCUGAUAUUUUUCACUCUUUCAAUGGGCAAGCUCGGUGCAGAUGACAGUGCUCUUGAUUGAUAAUCGAAAGCCAUUGUGCAGUAUAACUUCUCGUAUAAAGAAAAUAACCAUAGCUUACCCUUCAAAGCAGAAUGUGAUCUGAUGGAAAUGUAAUUUGUUGGUGGUGAAAGUCUUUUUUUUUUUUUUUUUUUUUUUUUCAAAUCAUAGGCUGCUGCAAAUGAGAAUUUCAGAGAAAAGUUCAGAAUAUAGAGAAAUGUGAAGAUGGCAAAUAGCUAACCGACCAUCCACCAUCGUGGCUUAAACUAUGGAGUGCUCAACUUUUUCAGGGAAAUAUUAGUAAAAAAAAUUUAGAGAUGAAGACAAGAACAUACACCAUUGUGACAAAGAGAAGGAAUCUUCUUUUUUAUAUAAAUGGAAGAGGAAAUGUGAUGUUUUUGUGCUAUCCUAUAAAUCUUAGUGGAGGACAAGAGAGUCGUUACUUUCACUUUCUUUCUUCCACAAUUUUUUUUAA